This is a messenger RNA of Rubroshorea leprosula, 1962 nucleotides long. The record is from the annotation of a GenBank genome assembly. NCBI's taxonomy places the organism in Eukaryota, Viridiplantae, Streptophyta, Magnoliopsida, Malvales, Dipterocarpaceae.
AGAGCUGGCAAGCUACCUGAGCUUGAACUCAAAUUUAAUAAACAAAUUAAUUAUAUAUUAAUUAUUUUUUUCUCAAAGCUCAUCAAUGACUUGUGAGCUAUUCAAACUCAAAUCAAAUUUGACCCAGAGUUCUUGCUCAAGAUCAAGUACCUAACUACUUGACUCAGCUCGGCUCAUUUGCACACCUAAUAAUGAUAUUUUGUUAGCUAUUAUGGAAGGUCAAUCUACUCUUUUAUGGAAAGACAAUCUACAUUCUAGCAAACCGAACCCCACCCUUAAUUUUCUCUUUGCAUUUUUGCUUCCUUCUCAUAUAUAUAUAUAUAUAUAUCCCUCCAAAUAAACCCAUUUCUUACACCUAUCUUGAUCUUCCUCACAACCUAAUUCCUUUUAUUCUCUGAGUUUCUUCUAAAUCCCAUUCAUUUUUCUCUUGCUAUUGCUUUUCUAAUGGCUCAAUCAUCAAAGAAUUCCCAAAACUUCCGAUUUUGAGGGUGAGCCCCAAGAAAAUUGCAGUGAACACCAUCAUCAGACGAUUGAGAUGAGGCAAGCAAUAAGUUCUUUACCACCAACCCAACCUCAUGCACCUAUUGAUAAUCCCACACAGGAGGAAAUCGCAGAUAAUUUCUCUAGCAGGGAGUGGGGUAUUGAGAAAGGAAAAGAAUCAUUGACCACCAUAGUCCAGCCAGUUUUGUCCUCAAGGAGGGUCCAAAUAGGGAACCCAAUGCCUGUUUAUGGGUCGAUAUUGAUCAAAGGACAUUCGCUAGCUAUGAAUGAUCGGUGGUUUGUUAAGGAAGACUUUUGCCGGUCAGAUAUUUUCUGUGGCCAGCCUCUACAUUUCUUUGCUGUAUAUGAUGGGCAUGGAAGCGCUCUUGUGUCCUCGCUGUGCAGGGAUUUACUGCACAUUAUUGUAGCAGAGGAAUUUAUGAGUGUCCCGUGCAUGGGAUCAAUAGGAAGAGGCACAACUGAGGAUGGAAGUAAUGCUGUGGAUGGUAGUAGUUCAAGAUUAUCACAGGGGACUCAUCAGCGUGGCUCCCAUGAAAAUGUAUGGGAGGAUCAUAUAAAACGAGUCAUGGAGAAUAGCUUCAAAAGAGUUGAUCAAGCAGCAUUAUAUAGUUGCAUGUCUGAUGGGGUGUUGAAUAUAUGUAAGUCUUGGCCUAAAGCACUCAAUACUACAGGGUCCACUGCUAAUGUGGCAAUCCUAACACCUUCUCACAUUAUUGUUGCUAACUGUGGUAACUCGCGCGCUGUCUUGUCUUGGGCUGGGAGUGCCAUUCCUCUAUCCCAUGAUCACAAGCCAAAUAGGCAAGAUGAGCUAGAGAGGAUCUAUAAUGCUGGUGGGAAGCUCAAAUAUAGGAAUGGUCUUCCUUUUGUUAAUGGCAUACUUAAGAUGUCACGUGCUAUAGGUGAUUACUCUUUGAAGGAAGUCAUAAUAUCAGAACCCGAGGUUUCAUUAAUAGAAAGAGAUACCGGUGAUGUCUGCUUGAUUCUAGCUUCAGAUGGUAUGUGGGAUGUAAUUUCAAGUGGUCUGGCUUGUAAGAUAGCUAGCGAAUGCCUUAGGGAUGGAAGUCCACCUACUGCUACGGAAUGCCCUAGUCAAGAAUCUCCCAUCAUGGAUGAAGCGGAGGAACUGUUUCCAACAAAAAGUGCCUUGGCGUCAUCCAUACUUUGUAGGCUUGCUCUAGGACGGGGAAGCUCAGAUGAUAUAACAGUCAUUGUUGUUGAUUUAAGAGAGGGUAAUGAGAGACAGUAGAGGUCCUUAACACCAUUUUCCUUGUGGUUUUUGCCGAGUUCAUAUGUCCCUUUGCAUGAAAUAUGCUUACAAUAGUAUAUUAAGCACGGUAUGGAUUGAACUUCACAUAUUUUUUUGGUAUGAUCUUUAAGUGAUGGUAAUGUCUUUUAUUUUCAUGAUCUUUCUUUUAUACAUUCCGUUGACAUGGUGCCAUAGCAUAAAGUUACAAUCUAAGU